GACAGUGCAAAGGACGAAAAGAAGCAGCAGCCCUCCUAGUUAUACAGUAACAGGUUACAGUGUCACAUUCAUCUGCAGUGGCUUUUUAUCUCAGACAAAAAACAUCCAGAAAAGCUACAGGUGGAGCUGCAGAUGAGACUUCCUCUUCGCUCCUUUUGCAUCUUCAGGAGUUUAUUCUCUCAAAGGCAGCAAACAACAAACCCACAGAGGCGAGGCCUGAGCGGGGCAGCGAUGCGCCUGGUGCAGUUUCAUCGCCAUGGCGACGCAGGAGGCAUCAGAGUGGGAGUGGAGCGAGAUGACGGAGGGCUCGGCGUAGUGGAUCUGAAGGCGUUUGACCCCUCGAUGCCCUCGACGAUGAGAGAGCUGCUGGAGCUGGGAGACAAGGGUCUGGAGUGUGCACAGAGAGCCUUGUCGUCCGGUCAGUGUGUGGUGGAGCGAUCAGACAUCCAGCUGCUCUCUCCCGUGUUGGCCCCAGAGAAGGUGGUGUGUGUGGGCAUGAACUACCGGGACCACUGCCUGGAGCAGAACGCGCCGAUCCCCAAAGAGCCCAUCAUCUUCAGCAAGUUCCCGAGCGCCAUCACCGGGCCGUACGAUGACAUCGUUCUGCCCUCAGAGAGCCAGGAGGUGGACUGGGAGGUGGAGCUGGCCUUUGUGAUCGGACGAAGAGGAAAACACAUUAAGGAGGAGGACGCUCUCUCCUACGUGGCCGGGUUCACUGUGGCCAAUGACGUCAGCGCUCGUGACUGGCAGAUGAAGCGCAACGGGAAGCAGUGGCUGCUGGGAAAAACGUUUGACAGCUUCUGUCCUCUCGGCCCCGCCUUAGUGACCACUGAGGCUGUGAAAGAUCCCCAUAACCUCGGCGUCCGCUGCCUUGUUAAUGGAGACACAGUCCAGAGCAGCAACACUGAUCAGAUGAUCUUUAAGACGGAGGCGCUGGUGGCCUGGGUCUCAAAGUUUGUGACGUUGACUCCAGGAGACGUUUUCCUGACGGGUACUCCUCCAGGUGUGGGUGUGUUCAGAAAACCACCCGUCUUUCUCAAGAAAGGAGACGUGGUGGAGUGCCAGAUCGACCAAUUAGGCUCUAUAAUCAACAAAGUGGUAUAAACCCCAAAAACUAAAUUGCCGAAAAGUACAAUCUGCUGUUGAAUAAACUGCACUUCACACAAUGAAUUUUUAAAAA
Plectropomus leopardus (leopard coralgrouper) is the source of this 1180-nucleotide messenger RNA. It is a transcript of the gene fahd2a, whose product is annotated as fumarylacetoacetate hydrolase domain containing 2A. The record is from RefSeq and is a predicted model, not a curated record. Lineage: Eukaryota; Metazoa; Chordata; Actinopteri; Perciformes; Serranidae. Gene Ontology annotation, molecular function: catalytic activity.